Ctenopharyngodon idella (grass carp) is the source of this 782-nucleotide messenger RNA. RefSeq names its product ubiquinol-cytochrome-c reductase complex assembly factor 3. The transcript has 2 exons. NCBI's taxonomy places the organism in Eukaryota, Metazoa, Chordata, Actinopteri, Cypriniformes, Xenocyprididae. Gene Ontology annotation, biological process: mitochondrial respiratory chain complex III assembly. The record is from RefSeq and is a predicted model, not a curated record. Bases 157 to 402 code for a protein of 81 amino acids.
AGUUCUCCCAUAAUGCACUGCAUCGUGUCAACUGACAGUGUCGUGCUGUGUGUUGUAUACUGAAUUAGCUUUUCCCGCGAUCUAGAGAAGCUUGAUCAUUUAUAUCAAGUGUAUAAUUAUUGAGUUUGGCGUGCUCGAGGAGAGCUCGUGCACACCAUGAGCAGCAUGAGGACCAUGUUGACCUCGAUCGGGCUGGUCGGGGUCGUCUGUGUCGGCUACGGAAUGUGGGCCAUAAUUUCACCUGGAGAGGAGAGGAAAAGGGAAAUGUUGAAGAAUCUGCCCGAGGCCAAUCCCGUCCGAAUGGAGGAGAGCAGGAAGAGAAAUGCCCUCAUGAUGCAGGUUCUGAAAGAUGCUGCAGAGACCAAUGAUAACAUCGCACGUGGAUAUGGGAGCCAGAAGUGAUAUUAGACUUUCACAUGCCACUGGGAUUCUGUACAUGCAUGGGAGGAAAAAUAUGAAGGAUGUGACUUACUGAAAUAAAUUAACUGAAAAUGCUCCAUGUCAUAGAAGGCUAUAUGAUAUCGAUUGUUAUUUGAUGGACACUGCCAUGAAUGGCACUGACAGAAAAGUUUUGCUUUUGUUUUCCUUGCUGGAGAAAUAAUCUUAAAAUAGUAGCUGUUUUUGGACCAUAUGUUCCAAAAAAAACAAACAAACAAAAAAAACUUAUGAAUGGUCAAAAAUGGUCCACAAUCCUGGAUUAUCCAACAGGGUUAGAAAGCAAUGUUGCUUUAUAAUUACAAUUGUAUAUAUUUAUAUAAAUUGUAAAUAAAACUUUAAGUCUU